AUGGCUUUGCAUGCUCCAGUCAAUAACCAGCAGUCUCAGAUUCACCGUCUAAAUCUCCAUCAUCGAACCCAAAUUCAGCUCCGAAAUCUCUCUUUCAACAUCCCAAUCUCACAGUCUCGAGGCUUCUCCCUUCGUUAUCGCUCGAUUUCACAUCCUCUGUUGUUGCGCAGAUGUGUAUCGGAGAAGAUUUCGGGUUCUUUCAAUUCGGAUUCGGGUCGAAAUUAUGCAUCCGAACCACCGCAGAUCCCUCAACAAAAUAAUGUUUCUUUUGUGGAGGUCCUGAAGAAAUCAAAUUCUUUCCUGCCACAUGUAACUCUUGCUAGUACGCUGUUGGCUCUUGUCUUUCCACCUUCUUUCACAUGGUUUACCAACAGGUACUAUGCACCUGCCUUGGGGUUUUUGAUGUUUGCAGUGGGGGUUAAUUCCAGCGAAAAGGAUUUCCUCGAAGCUUUCAAGAGACCAACAGCUAUUCUUGCUGGUUAUAUUGGCCAAUUUCUUGUCAAGCCACUUCUUGGAUAUAUUUUUGGCAUUAUCUCAGUAGCAAUAUUUGGUCUUCCAACUCCAGUAGGUGCUGGAAUUAUGUUGGUAUCUUGUGUUAGCGGCGCCCAGCUCUCAAAUUAUGCUACUUUUCUGACGGACCCGCCAAUGGCCCCUCUAAGCAUUGUCAUGACAUCACUGUCUACUGCUACUGCAGUAUUCAUCACACCACUCUUAUCGCUCUUGCUCAUCGGAAAGAGACUGCCUGUUGAUGUAAAGGGAAUGGUGUCCAGCAUUCUGCAGAUUGUAGUUACACCAGUUGCUGCAGGGUUGCUUUUGAAUCGGUUCUUUCCCCGAAUAUGUGAUGCUAUUCGGCCAUUUUUGCCUCCGUUAUCUGUAUUAGUUACAGCUUGCUGUGUUGGAGCACCACUUGCCAUUAACAUUGAGUCUGUUAUGUCUCCUUUUGGACUAACCAUUUUGUUGCUGAUUAUCGCAUUCCAUUCGACUGCUUUUGUAGCUGGUUAUUUCCUUACUGGCAUGGUCUUUCAUAAGACACCUGAUGUCAAAUCACUACAAAGAACACUAUCCUAUGAGACAGGAAUGCAAAGCAGUCUUCUGGCCCUUGCCCUUGCAAACAGAUUUUUCCAAGAUCCACUUGUUGGAGUGCCUCCGGCCAUCUCUACUGUAAUCAUGUCUUUGAUGGGCUUCUCUCUUGUCAUGGUUUGGGCCAAAAGGAAAGAAUAA
Molecule: messenger RNA, 1221 nt
Organism: Prunus armeniaca (apricot)
Lineage: Eukaryota; Viridiplantae; Streptophyta; Magnoliopsida; Rosales; Rosaceae
Source: the annotation of a GenBank genome assembly